AUGAUUGAUGGAAUGCGAAAAAAGCAAAAAGAAGAAUUUCUUAAGUGGCACGCUGAAGCUAAAGCGGCCGCCAAUGGGGUGUUCAAUUUUCGCGAGCAGAUGAUGACGUAUUGCUCGAACGAUGUUACGGUUUUGCGUGUGUGUGCUUUAAAGUUUAUCAGCGAUUACCAAGCUCUGACGUCGCUGAAUCCAAUGGAAAGUAUGACCAUGCCUUCGGCCUGCUACCGGUACUGGAGAAUGUUUCACCUUCCGGAGAACAAAGUUGCCGCGUUAUCCAGUCAUGGACCGCACAGAAACCGACGGACUAGUAUUCAAGCCACGCAAUGGCUGGAAUGGGAGAACAUGAGCGCAAACGGUCGUAUACGCCAUGGUCGGAACGGCAAAGAAGUUAAAAUUGGGCGAUACUUUGUAGACGGUUUUGACAAGGAGACACAAACCGUUUACGAGUAUAACGGUUGCGUCUUCCAUGGACAUCCUUUCUGUACUGAAGAAAACGAUGUUGUACCAUACUCCAAAAAGAAAAUGCGCGAAGUUUACGAAGAGUUCCAGGAACGCGAACGCUUCCUUGAAAGUCAGGGCUACACUGUGGAGGUGAAAUGGAGCUGCGAGUGGCUUAAAGAACGACAAGAUCCCGAUAUUGCCGCAUUUCUGCUGAAUAUGAACAUUCGUGAGCCAAUGAAUCCUCGUGACGCCUUCAAAGGAGGCAGAACGAAUGCCAGUCGUUUGUAUUACCAAGUAAAGGAUGACGAAGAAAUUAGGCAUUAUGACGUUGUUAGCUUGUACCCAUUCGUGAACAAGACCAAGGCAUACCCGGUCGGCCAUCCUGAAGUAAUCGUAUCCAAUUUCAAGGAUGCCAAAGAUUAUUUUGGACUGGUCUACUGCAAAGUAGCGGCUCCGGAUCAAUGCCUGUAUCCAGUCUUACCGGCCACGAUAAACGGCAAGCUUAUGUUUGUUCUGUGCAAAAAAUGCGCGAUGGAAAAAGCGUUGAGCCGCUGUGCGCAUACAGACGAUGAUCGCUGUUUCGAAGGGGUUUGGGCGACACCCGAACUACAUCAUGCAAUCGAUGUGGGGUAUCGUGUUGUGGAAAUGUAUGAAGUGUGGCACUGGACGCAGUCUGACACCAAGCUCUUUGCGGCAUACAUGGACAAGUUUUUAAAAGUGAAAAUGGAAGCCAGUGGUUGGCCUGCGUGGUGCGAUACCGAUGAAAAGAAAGCCAAGUUUAUUCAGACGGUUAAAGAACGCGAAGGCAUUUCCUUGGAUCCUGAUGCUAUGGUUUUUGAUGCUGGAAAGAAGAGCACAACCAAGAUUGUGGUGAACAGUCUAUGGGGUAAAACCGGUCAAAGUUGCGAUAUGAACUCAACGGAGUUUGUCUACGACCCCAAACGGUAUUCUGAUCUGUGUCGUUCAAAAGCUAUUGAAAUACAUGAUGUCUAUGGCGUAAGCCCAACGUGUCUGAUGGUAACACACUCGAAAGUGGAUGACUACAAUGAAGGCAGCAACGGUACGAAUGUUGUCAUUGCCGCUUUCACCACCAGCCAUGCGCGACUUAUACUAUUAUCCCUCAUGGAAAAGUUGGGCGAGCGCCUCCUGUACUACGACACGGAUUCCGUGAUAUUCAUUCACCGACCUGGCGACUGGCUUCCUGAUACCGGCAGUAUUCUUGGGGAUUGGGAUAACCAGCUAGAAGCUGGCGAGAAUCACAUCGUUAAAUUUGUCUCCUGUGGUCCAAAAGUGUACAGCUACGAAACCGACACGGGGCGCAUUGAGUUGAAAGUGAAAGGUAUGAUGCAGAACGGAUUUACGGAAGAUAUUUUGGAUUGGGACUCGGUCACGAAGGAGCUGACGCGGACUGGAAAAGCCUUGGAUUUUAACCAGCUGAAGCGGUUACUGGAUGGUGUGGAUGGGCAUGUUCAGGUUGUAUAUCCAGAAUACAUCAAACGAAAUGGAAAAACCCAAGAAAUUAAUACUGUUCAGUUAGCUAAGAAAUUGAAGCUUGUUUACGACAAGCGCAUCAUGUUGGAUGAUUUUACAACGCUGCCUUUUGGCACGCGAUAG
Paramacrobiotus metropolitanus is the source of this 2055-nucleotide messenger RNA. RefSeq lists its product as uncharacterized. Gene Ontology annotation, molecular function: DNA-directed DNA polymerase activity; nucleotide binding; DNA binding. The coding region runs from base 1 to 2055 and encodes 684 amino acids. Gene Ontology annotation, biological process: DNA replication. Lineage: Eukaryota; Metazoa; Tardigrada; Eutardigrada; Parachela; Macrobiotidae. The record is from RefSeq and is a predicted model, not a curated record. The transcript has a single exon.